Molecule: messenger RNA, 1623 nt
Organism: Trichobilharzia regenti
Lineage: Eukaryota; Metazoa; Platyhelminthes; Trematoda; Strigeidida; Schistosomatidae
Source: the annotation of a GenBank genome assembly
AUGCACAGGAUAGUGGAUGCUAACGCUUUCUUAACUCUCAUUACUAUUAUUUUGCGUCUGACCACUUUUUUUGCCAGUUCUGAAAGAUUUUACGACCUACUCACUAAACAACCUGGAAAGGAGUAUUCAGCAAAAGAAACUGUCGGAUUUCGAACAUUUCACGAAAUGCAUAAUCCCCAGUAUAGAGAAUAUGAAAAUGGUUUUCCUCCGGGGAUUUAUGGUUCUUCUGUUAUGCCUGUUACUAUAUGGUAUCAUUAUUGGGGUCGCAAAAAUUAUGAAGAUAUGUUUCCACAUAGUGCAAAUAUGUUCUUAGCCGAUGUAAACUGGCCGCAUAUAGUUACACUCUGCGAUGAAACUAAAUACCCCCGAUGUUCAUGGGCCUAUUUUCUAGCUCUGAUGCAACCAACUUCAUAUAAUCCACAUUUAAUACAAAAGAUAUUCGGAGAUGAAUUAAAAAAACCAUCCGAUGGAUAUUUUAUUACCCCAUUUAUACGUGGUGGAUGUUAUCCAAUGAGAACAGUUGAUCAAAUGAGCUUAAUAUACAUAUAUACUGUAUGUCAUCUGUACGGUGAAGAAAAAGAGAUUGCUGGUGAUCUUGAUAUUUGUCCGAAUCCAUGCAAACGAAGACCUUGUCAUUAUAUUGAAAAUGCCAUUAGUGGUUCAUGUAAACGUCGUGGAUAUCAUAGAGAUGAUUUUGAGUGUCUAUGUGAAACAGGUUUUAAAUGGGACAAAGAUUCGCUAAACUGUGCAAUAGCUGACACAUGCAGUACACUGUGCAAUCCAACUACAACUGAAUUCUGUUUUCUCAAUAGAACAUCAGGUGUGGCAAUAUGUAACUGUAAAACUGGUUAUAUGGGCUAUGAUUGUAGCCAACCAUUUGAUGCAUGUAUAAGCAGUACACAGUUUACAGUAGAUCCAUUAGAUGCUGGCCCGUAUAUCCCAUCAGGAAAUGAAGCCUGUGGAGUGGUGUUGAGUGUAUACAAUCAUUGCAAUCCAAUGAAUGAAAUGCACACAUUCAAUUGUACAUGUGGUACAGGAUAUACACGAGACCUGUCUCUGUCAUAUGAUAAUUGCCUAAAGCAAAUAGACAAGUGUGAUACACACCUGUGUAUAUAUGGUGAAUGCGUUAGAUCGAAAGACCUUACUGAAAGUGUAUGUGAUUGUGAAGAAGGAUAUACUGGAGAAAAAUGUGACAUACCGAAAGGUGUUUGGUCAGCUUGGUCAGAUUGGACUGUUUGUGAACCAGGCUGUGGUCCAGCGAGACACAGUAGAAGAUUUCGUAUAUGCCUGUCUGAAUAUGAAAAGGAUUGUGUUGGUGAAGUGGAACAGGUACGAUCCUGUGGUGAAGAUCUAGACUGUAGACAUGAUAUGUCGAUUGAAGAGAUCACCUGGCUUCAGUUUAUGCAAUGGACUGAGAAGAUUAUGUUAUACACUGUGAUUUACAUUGGGUGUGUAGCAGUACUAAUAACAAUUAUAAGCAUAUUUAAACGUUAUUAUCCCGAUCCGAAUAGGAGAAUUUCACGUAUGCCAAGUAUGCUGCAGACUUUGUCUUCAAAGAAAUCACCAAACCUAAGCUUAGAACACGACAAACAUUUUGGCACUCAUUCAAGAACAAAUAAAUGA